AUGCUUGCGAAAGGAAGAAUGGACGUGGUCUUACCAGCCUGCGAGGACGAGGCCAAAGAUUUGGAGCCGAUCAUUUUUCAUACGCCGGCAGUUUACAAUGAUAAAGUAAAAGUUCACGACUGGCAAAUGCAAACGCUGGCUUCCCCCAGGGACAACAAGGAAAUAUUCCCACCAAAAGGGAAUCUCCAUAAAUCCUCGUAUAAGAGACUUGGCCCGGAUAUCGGUUGCACGGGAAUGACAGCCACUCAGGAGAUGCUGUCGCAGAUAGAAUUGAAGGAUUUAUACAAGACCGUUUAUCCACAACGCACGUUGUUCCAUAUGAAAACUUUAGCAUCGGAGGUAGAAGAGGAGAAAGAAGUAACGUUAAUGGACAUAAUGUACGAUCAAGAGAUGGCCCGUUGCAUGGACUAUCGAACGACGUCGGAAAUCGAUUAUAGAUCUCCUCAUCCUAUGAAACCGAGGAAACUGCCACCGCCGCCUCCGCCAGAGCCUUGGCUCCUGAACAGGCGACCUUUAAGCUGCAUUCCACACGAUUUAGCGAGAAGAGAAGGUGUUCAUACAUUCUUGGACGACGGCAUGGACAUCUAUCGUAAGAUAGCCGACGUCAAGUCGAAGAGAUACAAAGUGCACAGCUUCCAAAGCGAAGUGGACGAAUCCAUAGACUUGUCUGACAUUAAGCGAUGCGAUAAUUGA
Messenger RNA from Ceratina calcarata, 693 nucleotides. RefSeq lists its product as uncharacterized. The transcript has 4 exons. Bases 1 to 693 code for a protein of 230 amino acids. The record is from RefSeq and is a predicted model, not a curated record. NCBI's taxonomy places the organism in Eukaryota, Metazoa, Arthropoda, Insecta, Hymenoptera, Apidae. Gene Ontology annotation, cellular component: plasma membrane.